Messenger RNA from Colletotrichum spaethianum, 1731 nucleotides. Its product is annotated as neprilysin-1. Lineage: Eukaryota; Fungi; Ascomycota; Sordariomycetes; Glomerellales; Glomerellaceae. Gene Ontology annotation, biological process: protein processing. Bases 1 to 1731 code for a protein of 576 amino acids. Gene Ontology annotation, molecular function: metalloendopeptidase activity. The transcript has 3 exons. Gene Ontology annotation, cellular component: plasma membrane. The record is from RefSeq and is a predicted model, not a curated record.
AUGACUGACGCAUACAACGCCUGCUUGAACUACACUGCCGCCGAAACAGCAGGGUUGGAACCCCUCGUUGGCUUUAUUGACCUUAUCGUCAAAGCUUUUCCAGAGAAGGCAUCGGAUGGUCUGAUAACAAAGGAUGAUGACUUAGGAAAAGUGAUGCUCGUCUUCGCUCAGCAUUCCAUCCCUACAUUCGAGUUUAUUCAGCCUGUAAAAGACGCUAUCAAUCCUGUCAGUCUCGCUUUGGAUGUCGUCCAGUACAGGCCUGCGGCCUCUAUUAAAGCCGAGGAACUCGCAUUGAAGAUAACGGCAUUCGAGGAGGAAGCCAAUCAAUUGUUGAAUGCGGAUAGAAGAAGCGAAACUGCAGAUAUACCUAUCAAGUUCACUCUGGCAGAUGUUACCAGCGUAGCACCUGAACUAGGCCACGACUUUGUGAUCAAGAGCCUCUCGCCGCCUGGUUAUAUUCCUGAAGAGCUGAACUUCGCCCCUGGAUACUUCGGCAAUUUGUCUGCGCUAUUGGCAAACACUACGGCAGACACUUUGAAAGGAUAUUUCGUCUGGAAAGCGGCUAUCACAUUAUCCACCUACGUUGAGGCCGAGGCCAUGCACAAAUUGACUGACGUGAAGGCAAUUUUGAGCGGUUUAGACCCAGACAUCAUCGGCCAGGGCGCUCGCUGGCAGCAAUGCAUUGCCAGAAUCGAGGGCGGUGUUGGAUGGAUUGAGACCUCAAAUGGGCUGGGGUGGAUUCUCGGUCGCUUUUUUAUCGACAGGGCUUACUCAGAAGCGGCCCGUGAGCUCACCACGACUCUCAUGAACACGAUACAGAGGGAGUUCAUUACCCGUCUAGCUGAUAAGACGUGGUUGUCCGAUGAAGUCCGGAAGGUUGCCGAGGAGAAGGUCCGCGCUAUGGCCCUAAAGAUUGGGUAUCCAGACGCAUCCCCCAAGACAGUCGACCCACAGGGCAUGGCGGCUUACUAUAGAGAUCUUGAAAUCGGUGAAUCCUUUUUCAACAACACAAUCAGCUCUGCUGCUUGGUAUACUGCUAAGUUGUGGUCAUCGCUAAACAAGCCUAGCGACAAAGCAAUGUGGGGUGAGAGCCCGACAGUAGUCAACGCCUAUUACUCCCCACAACUCAACGACAUCACUAUCCUUGCAGGAAUUCAACAGCAGCCUCUUUAUGAUGUCGAGUACCCAUCUUACAUAAACUAUGGCGGCCUAGGCACGGUUCUCGGCCAUGAGCUAACCCAUGGCUUUGAUAACGUGGGUCAUAAGUUCGCACCGAAUGGUUCUCUUAGCAACUGGUUUGAUGAAAGCAGCGAAAAAGCCUUCACCGAGCGCGCUGGUUGCUUCGUCAAACAGUACAGCGAGUUCUCCGUUGCAGCGCCCAACGGUACGCGUGUACACGUCAAGGGCGACUCUACGCUAGGCGAGAAUAUUGCAGAUGCUGGCGGCCUGGCAGCUUCGUUUGCAGCGUGGAAACGCCAGCAGGCUGACGGCACAGCCAACGACUACGAUCUCCCCGGUCUCGGUAACUUCACAUACGACCAGCUCUUUUUCGUUAAGUAUGCCCAGAGCUGGUGUACAGUGUCCGGCUCUCCUGGAUACGACGUCUGGCUGAUCAACAAUGACGCUCAUUCGCCUGGUUUCGCACGCAUCAAGGGUGGGUUAGACAAUACUCAAGAGUUCAAGAAGGCUUUUAACUGCCCUGUGAAAGAGGCUAGGUGUGAACUGUGGUAA